AUGGCGGCACUAGGCACCUCCUCGACGUCUCCCCUCAACCUGUCUCCCACAUCCCUGUCCCCGCCAGGACCGCCGCCGACCCCGCCCCCGACCUCGAACGCACUCUCGAAGUCGCCCGUGGAGUCGAAGGAGAGCUCCCCGAGCCCAGUGCCUCACUCUGCCUGCCUCGAGAACUCAUUGCCCCUCGCCGUGUUUUAUGGGCCUCUGGACGCUAAAAACCCACUCCUGGCCUCCUGCGAGAGGGAAAUUCGGGAUUUACUAGGCUUUAUGAAGAGAAAGAAGGCGUUGGCGAUAACGGAGGAACAGAAGCAUGAAUUCCACCGGCUUUGUGCCACCUCUUUGUUUAAUAUCUGGACCAAAUAUGCCCCCCGGCUGCCAGCUGCCUAUUACAAUGAAAAGCUUCUGAAGGUUGGCGAUAGCCUUUGUGAAAUGAAAGAAUAUAAAUUGGCGCUUUUACAGUGCUAUGGAAGGUAUCUUCAGCAGUUCACUAUCAACUUUGAUGAGAAUAAAGCAGACGUGAAUCAGUUCAAAACUGCCUUUUUCCCAAAAGGCGUUGGAGACAAAACUGCAGCACAUACAUUUCACGCUUUAAGUGGCAAAAAUAUUUGCAGGUAUGAGCUGGUCUGUGACAAUGAUGUGAACCUGAAGAAUAAAGACUCUGUGAGCCAGUGUCUGCAUAUUUUGUCCUCCUUAAGACUUAUCAUGCAGGUGGCUUUGCCACAGGAACACCUUUGCUGGAUUAUCUUUAAUGGUACCAUUUACAUUUAUACCAUUUGCAGAAAACUGAUGAUCAUAGGUCAGUCUUCCAAGGCCUUGGAGUACCUCCUGUGGGCCAGCUCGUGUAUGGAGUUCUCGGUCCCCCUCCUGUCGGUCAGGUACUUGACGUGGAGAGCUACCCUUUACACCGCUGUCUGCCAGGGCUACUAUGACUGCCAGGCUGGCAUUCACGGAGAGGCAUUUGCUCGGCGUGCUUUAGCUAAAAUUGAUGAGUUAAGGCAACUGGAAUUAAUGAGUUCCUCACAAUCACAGGAAGAAUCCAGAAGACAUUAUAGAGAGGCCACAAUAAAGAUGGCAGUGAUGAUCUUCAAAAGAGGAGUAUUUGAAUCUAGAAGAAAAAACAAAAGUUUCUUUAGACCAAAGAUAAGAGUUAACCUGAGGGAAGCUCAAACUUUGCCGUGGCCACGUACCAUCACAGAGCGGCUGUUGGAUGAGAUGUUUGACAGCACCGCAUCCCGGUUUCUGGCUGUCUUAGAAGCUCUUUCUGAUUCAAACAGGCGCACACUACAAACUGGACCUAUUGUUACAGAUGAAGUAGAAGUUCGUGAUGUUGUCUCAGAAUUGUUUAUGGCAGGAAAAGAACUUUUAAUAAUGUCAAAUACUGGUGCAGAUGGAAUGCUUGAUUUUCCACAAACAUCUCUUUUGCAACUUACUGUAAAAGGAAAAAAUGUUAUUUCUAUAGAUGCCGCUGUGAAAUUUGUAAAGUUAGCUUUUACUUAUGAGGAAUGGAGUUUAUUUGAAUCUUUAGCUGGGCAGCUUAUUGAUUUUCUCCAGAGGCAGGAUGAUCCAGAGUCAAAGAAAGCAGAAAAGGAUUUAAUUCUUCUUGUUGCAAUAGAACCUUUAAUCAACGUAAAGAGAAUCAAAGGUUUGGUCUUUCCCAUGGAAAAUUACAAAGAAGGACAAUCAGCUGAAAUUUAUGUUAAGAAAAUUGCUUUUAAUGAUUCUUGUUUGAAGACUUAUGGAUAUUCAGAAGACAUUUUCCAUUUGGCAGCAACCUUGUACUCUUGUGUCUGUGCUUCUCCCCAGAAUGUUCAGCCUGAUAAAGAAAUCGUUGUGGACAUGAUAAUAUUCCUAUGGCAGAAAUGCAAAUUAGGAAUUCAGAGGAUCAAUAUGCCCAGAAAUGACUAUGCAAAAUUCACCCAGAAAAUCAGUACUAAUAAAUGGGUUUAUCUUCUGUGGCAGAUAAAUGAAGUAAUUCACUGCUAUAAAAUGGAAGACAUUGAUGUUGUGGUGGUAGCAGAGGUCACGUUGCGAUUAAGUGAAAUAUUGGAGUUAUUAGGAAACCCACGAAGAAAAUUUAAAAAAUCUCUAGGUAAUACAAUGAAUGAAAAAAAGAAACCUGUGGAACAGUUAUUUUUGGCUUAUGAACUUCUUGACAAAGCAAUCGAUGGAAUAAAUUUGAAUUGCAUGUUAACUACUUUGCCAAAUGGAUCAUCAGUGAUUGACCAUUGCUAUGCCAAGAUACCAGCUGAUGGUAAAAGCAUUUUUGAAGUGAAAGGUUUAGAAACCAAUGAAAAAUAUGUCUUUGCAAUUGCUGCUUAUUCUUCUAAUGGGAAGCUUAUUGGUGAUGCUGUUGGAGAGACAACUAAACCAAUUCUGGUUUAUCCACCUCUUUCUGCUGUUACUGCUCGGAUGUUCUUGACGCAGAUUACUAGACUAAUUGAAUGUGAGAGAGUAUUAGUGGCAUUGGAACUUAGCAACUACCUAAAUGAUUCCAGUUAUGCCCUUCAAGCUGUGACUCAAUGUUAUGGCCUUCUUGCUCCUAUAAUCUACCACAAUAUUGUUUUGGUACCUGUCAUACAGAAAGUUUUUAUCGUCAUCAUUGUCAUCAUUAUGAUCAUCAUCAACUCAGAUUUUGAGAACCAAGAAGAUGUGACUGAACUCAUGCACAGCAUAAAGAUUUUUAAUUCACCAUUGAGAAAACUAACCAGGGGACUUAAGUAA
Messenger RNA from Odobenus rosmarus divergens (Pacific walrus), 2721 nucleotides. It is a transcript of the gene CFAP54, whose product is annotated as chromosome unknown open reading frame, human C12orf55. The record is from RefSeq and is a predicted model, not a curated record. Gene Ontology annotation, biological process: cilium assembly. The coding region runs from base 1 to 2721 and encodes 906 amino acids. NCBI's taxonomy places the organism in Eukaryota, Metazoa, Chordata, Mammalia, Carnivora, Odobenidae. The transcript is spliced from 18 exons.